Aphis gossypii (cotton aphid) is the source of this 4674-nucleotide messenger RNA. RefSeq names its product cation-independent mannose-6-phosphate receptor (gene Lerp). The transcript is spliced from 24 exons. Gene Ontology annotation, biological process: lysosomal transport. The record is from RefSeq and is a predicted model, not a curated record. Gene Ontology annotation, molecular function: signaling receptor activity; D-mannose binding. Bases 578 to 4495 code for a protein of 1305 amino acids. Lineage: Eukaryota; Metazoa; Arthropoda; Insecta; Hemiptera; Aphididae.
CGGCGUUCGCCUACCAAAACGCAAGCCGACAGGCGUUUUUCGCCGCGAAUGAAAACGUGGCGUAUAUCUGUCGUGUAUAGUUGCUCUGAUAUAAACCAAUAUAUUAUUUUUAAUCCGAUGGAAAAUACCGUGUAUGAGCCUGGUCAUAUUAUCAAUAAUACGCCAUUAAAAGGUCGAUUAUCGAUUCGUAAUAUUGUGUAUGUCACGCGCCUAUCGAAAGAUUUGACAGUCAAUACUCAAUAGUCAUUUCGAUGUUAUGAAUAUUACGAUCACUCUAGACACAGGACAUACCAAUCAUAGCAUGUUGUUUAUACCGUGGCACCGUGCUGUUUACAAGUCUGGAGACACACGAGUGGCAGUCUGUGCGACUGUUGACUAAGCACUAAUCAGUUUGGCACUCGACAGACAACAGUGAACAUCGUCAAUUUUAUUGUAUAAGAAGUACAUUGGACAAUGCGUUUUUGUUAUUUUAUCGUUAAAAUAAAAUUUUAAUUAUUUAUUUAUUUUUUAAGUCGUGUGGUUUGCUUGUUUAACGUUAUCGCUUUUAAGAAAAUAAAUAUAUAUAAUUAUAUGAUCAAUGGUUGUACUAAGUAUGGUGUUGUAUAAAUUGUUACUAAUAAUUGCUGCUUAUGCCGCAGUUGCAGUACAUUGUGAAGAUUGUGUUUCGAGAUGUGUUUUCAAUCUAAGACACAAAGAAAAACAUCUUCAAUUUGAUUUGUCUAGUUUUAAGGGACUUAAUAAAGUUAAUUUCACCAAUUCUAAUGAUAUGUACUUAAAUAUACAGUUAUGUUGUGAAAACAAUAAACGUACAUUGAUUUGCGAUGGAAUUAAGACCAAAAUAUGUUUAAACAAAAAAUAUUCCACAGAAUCAGAUAUUGGAUCCAAAAUUAAAGAAGUGAAAUUAGAUGUUAAAGAUCAACUUAUUUUGUCUUUGGAAGGAAAUACUAUUUGUGAAAAAAAUCAAAAAUACUCUACAGAUCUAACAUUUGUUUGCAAUAAAAAUAUGAUUGGAAAUAAAGCAGAUUAUAAGCUAAAUGUAAAUCAAUGCAAGUAUAUUAUAGAAUUGACUUCGGCAGUUGGUUGCCCAAUAGAUGAUUUGGAUAUACGAAAUGUUUGCAAUAUUUCAAUACCUCAUAUUAAUUAUAAAUUUAAUUUGAAUCCUUUACGUCGUUUAACCAAUAACUAUUUGGUUGAAAACCAAAAUCGUCGAUUUGAGCUCAACAUCUGUGGCCGUCUAACUGACCACAAUAAAUGCGGUGGUAAUAUCACUACAAUAUGUGAUAUAACUGAUAUCACAAAUCCUAAAGUGUAUGCUGUAGGAAAAUAUGCAAACGAUGAACUUCUGUAUGAUAAAAAUAGUAAAAGCUUAAAAUUGAUCCAACAUGAAAAAGCUACUAAAAAAAAAAAAGGUAGAAGAAUUGAAUUCAUUUUUAAGUGUGAUGAAAAUAUAGCACCUGAAAAUAUUAAACCAACAUUUUUAAAUGAAGAAAAUUACCAAGAUAAAAAUACGUUUCCUAAUAUUGCAUAUUUUGAAGUUGCUACAUCUGUUGUUUGUAUACCAAGAAUGAUAUCAUGUGAAGUAAUUACUGAUUAUAUGGUUCGUUUCAAUUUAAAACCUUUACACAAGCGAGUAGAUAAUUGGAAAAUUAUUAACGAAAACAAUGGUGGAAUUUUUUACUUAAAUAUUUGUGGUUAUUUAAAUGAAUAUGAUAGACAAAUGCCAUCUUCAUGUACAGUUGGUGGUAAAACUUCGGCUUGUUAUGUGGAUAGUUCAGGUAAAGGAAUUUCCAUUGGGUCAACACAAAUUGGUCCUUACUAUGACAAAAAUUCAAUAAUAUUAAAUUACAAAGAUGGAGAUAAUUGUAGCAAUUCUUUGAAGUGGUCAACAGUUAUCAAUUUAACUUGUUCUAGUGAGUCAAAACUUAUACACGAAUCAACAAAUUUUACUUUAUGUAUUCAUGUAUUUAAUUGGAAAACUCCUAAAGCUUGUGAAAUAUUGUUUGAGAGAAAAGAUCAGUGUAUGGUUUCACAUCCAUGGUAUUCUCAAACUGUGUACAAUAUUAGCAAUUUGAAAAAUCAGACUUUUGAAAAGGAAAUUGAAGAUAACACAUCAUUUCGAUUUAGUAUUUGUGGUCCAUUGCAAGAACCAUGUAAUGGUAUUUUAGAUUCAGCUGCUUGCUGGUCAAUUGAUGGAACUGAAAUGAAUAUAGGACUGUUUACUGAACAAAUAGUAUUUGAUAAUGGUUCUAUCUAUAUUUCCAUGCAUGGAGAAAAAUGUGCUUACAAUGGGCAGGGACCUAAUAGCUACACUAUUAUUAGAUUUGUGUGCGAUUACUUAGAUUCAAAAUGGAUCGAUUACAAAACGGAUUUUUCUGAAUGUACUUUUGAAUUUACUAUAUAUACAAAAUAUGCUUGUACACAACAGUUAAAAAUUAACUGUACUGUUGGAGAUCAAUUGGGAAAUAUUUUUGAUCUCAGUAAAUUAACUAAAUUUAAUAGUAACUAUGAAAUUGUUACUAGCCAAAAGAAAACAAUUAUUUUAAAUGUUUGUCAUUCUGUUAUUAAUAAUGAUAUUAAUGGUGUAAAUUGUCAAUUCAAUAGUGGAGUCUGUUUAGUUGACCAUAGUAAUUUAUUAUAUUCUAACCGAUACAAAAAUCUUGGUGAUGUGAAGAAUAGCCCUUAUAAAAUAAGAAAUAAAAUAAUAUUAGAAAUGAUCAAUGGUUUUUAUAAUGGCCGCAAAGUUUCUUCAGUUAUUGAAUUUAUGUGUUCAAAUCGAAAUAAUGGGCCAUUGUUAACUAUUGAAGAAAAUUAUAAGUAUAUAUUCCAAUGGUUUACACCAUUGGUAUGCCCCAAUUCUCAACAUAUUAAAAAAAGAGAAAUAAUAAAAAAUGAUCAUUCAUUAAAACCAACUUACACAACAAUUGAAAUAGAUGAUAUAAGCUACACCAUAUAUAUUUGUCCAAAAAAUAAUAAUGAAAUCAGUUGUAAUUCAGAAAUUAGUUUGAAUAAUGCAUUUCCACAUGGACGAAUUAUAAUUUUGUUUGAUAAUAAACAAAAAUAUGUAUAUACUUUGCAAAAUGACUUAUAUUUUGAUCAUAAAAGUAAUAUAACUUGUCAUGAAAAUAAAAAUACAAAAGUUCAAAUAAAGUUUAUGUUUUAUUGUGGGUAUGAGUUACAAUUACCGAAAGUUCAGAAGUAUAAUUGUACAACUACUGUUCUCAGUAUUAAUCCAGAAAUAUGUGAUAAAAAAUUGGAAUGUAAUAUAAGUUCGUAUGAUUUAACGCCAAUUAAAGGAACUCAUUUAAUUAAUGUUAAUGAAAGAAAGUAUUUUAUUAACAUAUGUAUACCUGGAGCAAAAGGUAUAGGAGGAAUAAUGGAAUUCAACAAUACAAAUUAUAAUAUUGGUUAUCAAGUAACACCAAUAAAAAGUGAUGUGAUGGAUAUUAUUGAAAUACAUUUUAAAAAUGGUGAUAGUUGUUUAGAUUUAACAUCAAGAUUAUCUAAAACAAAGUAUUCGACUAAAAUUACAUUACUAUGUGAUAUUACUGAAGUAGAAGGAAAACCAAUAUUAAAGGAUUCCAGAAGCAAUUGCAUAAUACAAUUUGAAUGGAAAACUAGUCUUGUAUGCAGCAGAAAAUCGGUUGAAUUUAAUAGGGAUACAUGUGCAGCGACUAUCAAAAUAUCUAGUCAAAAUGUUAUGUACAAUACAACCAUAAAUUUGAAUAAUAUUUUAACUAUUAAUAAUUUAACUGAUAAUUUAACGAAUUACCAAGUACACUUUUGCAAUGGAUCUGUCAGUUUAAAUGGAACAAUAUUUUUUGGAAAUAUGAAUCUUAAAUAUGAUAUAUUUAAGAAACAGUUAGUUGCUAAUUUUCAAAAUACCAAUUAUAAACAUUUCAAAAAGGUGGACAUUAUUGUUACAUGUUCCAAAUCAACAGAAGACUUAUCAAGAUAUAAUUUCACAGUAACAGAUAAUGGAGUGAAAAUUGAUACAUAUUCAAAAGGUAUAUGUUGUAUGGAUUUCAAUGAUCACACAAAUAAAAAAAUGUGUAAUACAUAUCAAUUAAUUCCCAUAUCAACUAAAAAUACUGUAGAAGAUCAGCUAUCUAUGUAUUUUGAAAAUAUUAAAACAACUGAAACUAGUUUAAAAAUUAAUUUAGAAACUACCAAAAUAGAAGAAUUAAUCUUAUUAACUACUGAACAAAUUGAUGAAUCCAUAACACUUAUUGAAACAGAAUUGAAACACAUUGAACACACCUCACAACGGAUCUAUGGUAAACAUGAGAUUUCUGAUAAUUUUAUUGCUAUAUCAACUACGAAAAAUGGAAUUGUGUCUCAAUCUUCAUUUUAUCUAGAAAUAGUAUUAACUGUUUUAGUAAUCAUACUAUUAACAUGGAUUUUCCGAUGGAGAUUAUUGAAGGAAAUUCUAAGACUGUAUUACACUCUGCCUUUUGUCAGACAAAGACGAAGAAGUUAUAAUCAUAAUUUAAUGUAAAUGUAUAAGAUUUAAUUUUAAAAUGUAUUGUAAUGUUUAUAAAAGUUAUGUAUUGUUUACAAAAAAUGUUUAAAUUUUAUUAUUUAUCUAAUGAAGAUUUUAAGAUAAAGUCAGUAAUUUAUGAUGUUAUAAAUUUUAAUACCUAGUAUAUACCUAAUAAAUAAUAGUUAUUAUAGUAA